Hipposideros armiger (great roundleaf bat) is the source of this 3448-nucleotide messenger RNA. RefSeq names its product solute carrier family 39 member 4 (gene SLC39A4). Bases 1055 to 3058 code for a protein of 667 amino acids. Gene Ontology annotation, cellular component: plasma membrane. Lineage: Eukaryota; Metazoa; Chordata; Mammalia; Chiroptera; Hipposideridae. The transcript is spliced from 12 exons. Gene Ontology annotation, molecular function: zinc ion transmembrane transporter activity; monoatomic cation:bicarbonate symporter activity. The record is from RefSeq and is a predicted model, not a curated record. Gene Ontology annotation, biological process: intracellular monoatomic cation homeostasis; zinc ion import across plasma membrane.
CCAUGGAGGUCACACUGUGGUGCAUCUGGUGUUUGUGUGAAUGAGGUGGGAAAGAGAAAGAAACACUUUACUCCAGGCCCAGGACACUGAUCGAAGCCUGAUGCCCAGCCCUAGGUGCCACAGCACUCUGGGGACAGAGUUCUUGGACCUAGGCUCUCUGCUCCCCUGGAGCUCCUCCCCAUCCCAGCCACACACCACGGGGGUUGGUUCAACAGGGGGCUGCCCAGAGGCUCCCUCCUGAAGGCAAAGCUGCCCCUUCCCCCAGAUGCCAGCUAGGCAGAGAUAAGGCUGAGGGGUUAAAGGGCAGAGAGCGGUAGGUAGGGAGGGGCAGGGCAGGGCUGGGAGCCACACCCAAGAGCCCUUCCCCAGGUGGCAGAUAGAAGAGUACCUGGCUUCCCCGAAGGCCUGGGGCCAUCUCCUGGGGAAUUUUCCCUGGCGGCAUUGGGGAGAGGUGGGUGACUCAGCCAACACCUUAUCUUUUCCCUCCCACCCCCACCAUGGAGACCACAGCCCAGGACCCAGGGAGGUCCCCCUGGAGGGGGCGUGGGACUCUCAGGUGGAAUGUCUGGGAAUGGGGGCGUGCAAGCAGCUCUGCCCUGGCCCCCCUUGCUUGGGGACCGCCCCUGGAGAGAGGGCUGCCGGAGGCUGUGCCCUGCAAUCUGGGGGCAGCAAACAGGCCAGGGGAUGCCCAGGCCGCCCAGUCCAAGGGAAGUGACCAGCCCUCGGCCCCUGCAGGCAACAGCUCCUGGAUUUGGGGAGGAUCUGCAGCUGGAAUGGUUUGACACCGCAGGCAAUCAGAGCCCAGCAGGAAAUAGCUGGGAGGGGUCCUCACCUCCCCACCUGUCUGGCCCCAGGAAGCUAUGUCCCCCUGCAGGCAGUGGCUCCUGGUUUGUGGCUCCUUGUUUUGGGGAGGAACUGCCCCUGGAAUGGUUAACCUGCGACUCCUCUGACAGCCAAUCACAGAGCCCAGCAGGAAAUACCUGGGAGAGAGCCUCGUGCCUAGCCCCAGUCUGGCCCCAGGCAGCCGUCUCUUCCCGCAGCCAGCACUGUGUACAUGGCCUCUCCAGAGCACCGAGCUCUCCACGGCCUCAGCAUGGCAGUCUUGGCCUGGCGCAAGCCAGGGCUGCUGCUGGUGGUGCUGGCGGUGACCAUGACCGUGGCCCAGUCUGCUCUUCUGCUGACUUCGCUGUCAUCGGGCCAGGGCACUCUGGACCGCGUGGCUCUGGGCAGCCUGUUAAAUACACUGGCGGCCCGUGUGCACUGCGCCCCAGGGCCGUGUGGAAAGUGUCUGUCUGUGGAUGACCUCCUGGCCCUGGGCAGGCCUGGGAAGCCAGGACCAGUCCUGGAGCCCAGGGACAUCCCCCGCCUCAGUGCUGCUGCUGCCCUCUACCUCAGCGACCCAGAGGGCACGUGUGAGGACGCGCGGACCGGCCGCUGGGCCUCCCGCGCCGACCAUCUCCUAGCCCUGCUCGAGGGCCCGAAGGCACUGAUCCCAGGUCUGAGCAGGCUGGUGCGGGAGAUUCAGGCCCAGACCACUGGCCGGCCCACUGCAGAGGAGGCCUGUGUGGACCUGCCUCAGCUGCUGGAGGAGGCAGCGGUGGUAGGGCCUCUCGGCAGUCCUGGCCCUGUGCUGGCCGCCCUGCUGGACCAUGUUGGGAGUGGGUCCUGCUUCCAUGCCCUGCCAGCUCCCCAGUACUUUGUGGACUUCGUGUUUCGGCAGCACCACAGUGACAACCCCAACAUCACACUGGCUGAGCUGGCAGCCUUGAUGCAGCACCUGGGGGUAGGCGGAGUGACCGAGACCCACCAUGCCCACAGUGACCACCAUCAUCUGGGAAAGAGGGCUGACCACCAGGGCUCCGCGCUCCCCACCACCCCCAACAGCAGCUCCAGUGUGUGGGACACCGUGUGCCUGAGUGCCAGGGACGUGAUGGCUGUGUACGGGCUGUCUGAGCAGACGGGGGUGACCCCAGAGGCCUGGGCCCAACUGAGCCCUGCCCUGCUCCAGCAGCAACUGAGUGGGGCCUGCAGCCUCCAGCUCAGUCACCCCGCCCAGGUCCAGCUCAGCCAGUCAGAGAUGUACCUGUACGGCUCACUGGCCACUCUGCUCAUCUGCCUCUGUUCGGCUUGCGGCCUCUUGCUUCUCACCUGCACUGCCUGCAGCACUGCCGCCCAUUAUAUCAUCCAGACGUUCCUGGGCAUGGCCGUGGGCGCACUCACCGGAGACGCCCUCCUGCACUUGACGCCCAAGGUUCUGGGGCUGCACCAGCACCUGGAGCAGUGCAAGCCAGGAGUGGACUGCCACGGCCCUCAGCCCGUCUGGCGCCUCGUGGUCGUGCUUGGCGGCCUCUAUGCCUUCUUCCUGUUCGAGAAACUUGUCGAUCUCUUGCUGCCCCUGGACCCGGAGGACCCAAAGGACGAGCCUUGCAGCCACGGUGGCCACGGUGGCCACAGCCAUGGCGUGUCCCUACAGCUAGCGCCCAGGGAACGCCGGCCGCCCAAGCAGCCCCACGAGGGCUCCCGCGCAGACCUGGUGGCGGAGGAGAGCCCUGAGCUGCUGAGCCCAGAGCCCCCAAGGCUGAGCCCCGAGCUGAGGCUGCUGCCCUACAUGAUCACGCUAGGCGAUAUCCUGCACAACUUUGCCGACGGGCUGGCGGUGGGUGCCGCCUUCGCGUCCUCCUGGAAGACUGGGCUGGCCACCUCGCUGGCCGUGUUCUGCCACGAGGUGCCCCACGAGCUGGGGGACUUUGCUGCCCUGCUGCACGCCGGGCUGUCGGUGCCCCGGGCGCUGCUGCUGAAUUUGGCGUCGGCCCUCACGGCCUUUGCCGGCCUCUACGUAGCACUCGCGCUCGGCGUCGGGGAGGAGAGUGAGACCUGGAUCCUGGCGGUGGCCAUCGGCCUCUUCCUCUAUGUGGCGCUCUGUGACAUGCUCCCCGCCAUGCUCAAGGUGCGGGACCGCCGGCCCUGGCUCCUCUUUCUGGUGCACAACGUGGGCCUGCUGGGCGGCUGGGCCGUCCUGCUGCUGCUGUCGCUGUAUGAGGACAGCAUCACCCUCUGAUGGUGCCUCCUCCCCACUCUGGGACCUGACUCUGGCCCUGUGCUGUCUCAGCCCUUUGAACCUGAACCUACUGCCAAGUACCUGGAGAACUCCAGGCUUUUGAAGAGUCUCCCUGCCUCCCAUACCCCAGCAACCCAGCUUCAAUAAAGACAUUCCUGCCCUGGGAGCCCGGAGCCCAGCCUGCUCUUCCUGCUGGGAGGGAAGGGUCUCCCACCAAAAAAGGAGGAUGAGUGAGGCAGUGCCUGGAGCCCUGAGGAGCCAAGGGAGCUGUGCUCUGCUUCCAGGCAGCCAUCCCCAAGCCGUGGCCUAUCCUGUAGCCCAGGGGUCGGCAAACUUUUGAGACGGAAGAGCAGCCAAGGGUCAGCAAACUGCGGCUCGCAAGCUGCAGGC